AUGACGGGAGAAAAAUAUUUGCCAUUGGAUGAGAAUUGUCAUUCCGAUUCUUUAUUUUCUUUAUCAUUCCAAUUUUUUCUUAGUCAUUUUAUUUUCUCUUUAUUUUUCUUUUGUCAUUCUAUUUUCCUUUUUUGUUAUUCUCAUACUGUCGUUUUCCUUUUUUUAAUAAUUUUCAUUUUUUCCUUUUUUUCCUUCUUCCUCAUUUUAAUUCUUACCUUCGUUUUUCUUUCUUUUUCUUUCCUAUUUUCUUAUUACUUACAAAUAUUUCCAUUCUUUCUUUUUUCUUUCUUCUUCGUCAUUUCAAUUCUUACUUUUUUUUUCCUUCCCAUUUUCUUUCUUAUUAUUUAUAAAUCAUUUCAAUUUUUUCUUUUUUUUUCGCCUUUUCAAUUCUUUCUUUUUUCUUUCUUUUUCCCUGAGAUUUUCGUUCUUGUUAUGUAUAAAUCAUUUCCAUUCUUUCUUUCUUUUUUCUUUCUUUUUCGCCAUUUCUGUGCUUUUUUCUUUCUUUUUCCUUGCCAUUUUCUUUCUUAUUAUGUAUAA
Acanthosepion pharaonis is the source of this 537-nucleotide messenger RNA. NCBI's taxonomy places the organism in Eukaryota, Metazoa, Mollusca, Cephalopoda, Sepiida, Sepiidae. The record is from the annotation of a GenBank genome assembly.